CACUUGUCGAAUUUAUACGUAUGAUUGCUUUUGAGGAAAAUUCAAGCUGGAAUUUUAAAUUGGAGGCCUUUGAAGAAAAUUCCUAGCACUUGAUGUGGUGGAAAAUAUUUUUCUUUAACUUUAUAUAUUCGGUGUUGGUAGCAAGGAUCGAUAUGCAACCAUGAGAGCGGUUACAAUUUCCUUGUUUGGAUUUCUUCUUGCCAUCGCAGCCAUCGAUAUUAGCUUUUGUAAUGGGAAUUCCAAUGCGCUUUGCAUUGAACGUGAGAGACAAGCCCUUUUGAAGUUCAAGCAAGACCUCAUUGAUCAAUCAAACAGGCUAUCUUCUUGGGUUGAAGGUGAGAAUUGCUGUGAGUGGCUUGGUGUUUUCUGCAAUAACUUGACUGGCCACGUCAAAGAGCUGCACUUGGGGCUUCUUUCAAGAAGUCCUGCUGAAGAUGUGCCAGUCGUUGAAAGGGAUGCUCAUGAGGAUAAGCCAAUUGCUCUGUGGGAUGCUUAUUUUCGGUCAGCUGAAUGGGAUGCUUACUUUCGCUCAAAGCUAGGGGGCAGAGUAAAUCCUUCUUUGAUCGAGUUGAAAUGUCUCAAUUUCCUAGACUUAAGCAAUAACGACUUUGGAGGUCUGGCAAUUCCCGAAUUCAUUGGUUCGAUGAAGAGUUUGACAUAUCUUAACCUUUCUCGGGCAAAUUUUCGAGGAACAAUUCCCCAUAUGCUUGGAAAUCUCUCAAAUUUGCAUUGCCUUGAUCUUGGAUACAAUUCCCUAUUUGAAGCUAAAACUCUUCAAUGGGUUUCUGGUCUUUCUUCUCUGCAGUAUCUUGAUUUGAGUUCUGCAGAUCUUGGUAAAGCAACUGAUUGGCUGCAGGCAACACACAAACUUCCUUCUUUGGUAGAGUUACACUUGUCAGGCUGCAAUCUAAAUAAUGAUUCAUCUCCAAUCAGUGUUAAUUACAAAUCUCUUGCUGUUCUUGAUCUUUCCACAAAUACAUUGUCUUCGGUGCCUACAUGGAUAUUCAGUCUUCGUAGUCUUGUGUCCAUUGAUCUUAGCUCCAAUGAAGUUGAAGGUGUGAUUCCCAAUGGUUUUCAAAUAUGUCUUCUCUCAAAUUUCUUGAUCUUAGUAGGAAUUCAUUCUCUUCUUCAUCGACACUCAGCUGGUUGUCUAAUUUCAACCAACUUCAAUUCCUUGGUCUUAGCAGUGUCGGCCUGCAAGAGUCUUUGUAAUCUCGAUGAGAGAUGGAUUUGUCAAAUAACGGAAUUUGAUCAUAAGGGUAUCAGAAAUCAUAGAGAGUUUGGUCUUAGAUGUAGUUUGGAUCGAUUAGGAGUCAUUUAA
Molecule: messenger RNA, 1321 nt
Organism: Durio zibethinus
Lineage: Eukaryota; Viridiplantae; Streptophyta; Magnoliopsida; Malvales; Malvaceae
Source: RefSeq, a predicted model, not a curated record